This is a messenger RNA of Kluyveromyces marxianus DMKU3-1042, 2490 nucleotides long. It is a transcript of the gene XRS2, whose product is annotated as Xrs2p. Lineage: Eukaryota; Fungi; Ascomycota; Saccharomycetes; Saccharomycetales; Saccharomycetaceae. Bases 1 to 2490 code for a protein of 829 amino acids. The transcript has a single exon. Gene Ontology annotation, molecular function: protein binding. The record is from RefSeq and is a predicted model, not a curated record.
AUGUGGAUUAUAUCAUAUGGAUACGAAGAUGCUUCAGGUAAACACUACUCGCAAUGCAAGGCUUUAAAAGAGUGUACAGAAUACAGCAUAGGGAGAUCUGUAAACUGCGAACUACGAAUUCAACAGGAUAAGAGCAUAUCAAGAGUUCACUUGGUAGUAAAAUACGAGAAGAAUGAGUUGAGUAUAACCAAUAAGGGUAAAUUAACCAAAGUUAAUAAUAAACCAGUUCGAAUUGAUGAAUGCAUCGUAAUUCAAAAUCACGACAUAGUUUUUGAUAUCGGGGGAUCCCCGAUCAAUGUAGAAAUACACUUCUCCUAUCAAGAGUGGAAAAUACCACACAAACUAUCAUUGGAAGAAGAAAAAUCAACGAUUUUACAAUACGGAGUAAAAUUAUGCGAAUCAUUCUCUAAGAAGUCAACACUACAAGUUUUUUCUGAAGGUUCAAGCCAUACAGGUUGUUUAUUUGCUCUUAUAAAAGGUGUACCAGUUGUAUCCACAGAAUUUCUCAAUUGUAUAUGUCAGUUGUUGAAGGAAGAUAACUACUUAAAUUUUGAAUCGUCUUUCCAGGCAAUUAUCCGGAGAUUCAACUUAUUUCCUUCUUACAAUCAUGUCCCCAAUGUUUUAUCAAACAUAUGUAUAAUGGUUUUUGAGCAAAAGCUAUUCGACACCCUUCGAUAUACUAUCGAAAGUGGAGGCGGUAUGAUAAAGUUGCUAACUUCUACUUCUGAGAUCGAUGGUUCUGUGAUUGAUAAUGAAAAAAAGAUCAUUGUACUCAGUACUAAUACGGUCACAGAUACUCAGGCAAGUAAGAUGAAUACAUCUUUCUCUAACAAGUUUAGCGAGUUUGGUAUAGUGACUCACAGUCUAAAUGACUUUGUUAACGCCUUGAUUAAUAAUGAUUUAAAUGCCUUAAGUGAGCAGAAAAAACCAACCACAGAGGAACCUACCAGAGAGAUUUCACAACCUGUUGUAGUGAAAUCAAAGGCUAGGAUAAAACCUAAAGUUCAAAGGCUAGAUAGCUUAACCUGCUUUGGCGGUGGUAACCAAUUAAAGAUUGAAAACAGUGAAUAUAACACUCCUUCCAAGACGUCUGAUGAUAGUUGGAAUAAAGGGUCGGAACAUGAAUCAAAAAGCACCAACAGUUUUGAAGCAGUUGAACCCACACCAAUUGUUCCAAAAUCUUCAGAAAUUGUUACUCCUCCUACUGAUACAAAGGAAAAUAUAAGUUCAAUAACAACGGCAUUUGCUAAAGAGAAUGAACCCAGUAUAGCUUUGGAUUCUAAGAAAAGAAAGAGAAGACCAAAAGUGCAACAGCUUGGGAACUUGAUGAUGAGAGAUAUUCCGAAGGUAGCGACAGAAAGUUUCCAGGAACAGCGUGAUGGGGACUCAAAAAGAAUAAAGUUAGAAACUGACACAAGUACCGAAAAACCUAUUUUGGCCAAAAGCCUACCACGAAAUGACAAAGAAGACAGCAAUUUAAUCAAGUAUAAGUAUGACUCUACAAAACUUGGUAAGGAAAAUGAUGCUACGAACAAUAGAUAUAAACAAAAUGAUGAUUUAGAUGAUGUAAGAAAAGGAGUAAUCAGUGAUGAAUCUACACCACAGGAUCAACCUUCCUCUUUUGAAACAUCCGAAAAAUCUUCACCAAGAGUUACAGAUAGACCUCGGUCUAUCGCAAAACUUGAAACUAAUUUACCAGAGAGAAGGAAAACUAACGAUAUUGUUAGUGCUAUUGCUGAAACAAAACAGAAAGAGGUUCGCAGAUUCCAGGAAGGGAUAUUUGAAGUUGAUCAAUCAGAACUUACUGAAAGCUCCUUAGAAGAGUUUAAAAAUGUUGCUAAAGUUGAAAAGAUUAAGGUGAAACCGCGGAUCCUUCAUCCUACUGUUGUCUCCGAUAAGUCUGCCAUAUGGGCAGGUCGAAAGAAUUUCAAGCGCUUUACCAAAAAAUGGCCGUUAUACAUGAAAUCAUAUUCAAUUGAGGCUAAUACUGGACAUAUUCCCUAUCCUAAAGAUAACAACAACAACAGGUAUAUAGCAAUGAAAAGGUUUGAUUAUCGAAAAGACGGGAAGUCUGAAGAAAACAAUGGUAUUAAUAUUGAAAUAGAUUUUAGGUUACCAAACAGAAUGGAAGGGAGUAAUGAACUAAGCUUACAACAGAGCGGAGAAACUGAAUCGGCACAAGAGUCAAGAGUUGCAUCUGGUUUCGGAUUCAAAAGCAAACCAAAAUCUGUGCCAGAAAGAAACACUUUAUUCAUUACAGAAGAUGAUGACGAUAGUUAUGAUUAUGAUGCGCCAGCAGCACAUAAUCAAUUAGUAGUACAUGGCAACAAAAUAGAGAUGGAGGAUGAUAUUUCGUUGCAGUCAAACCGGAGCGUCAGUUUUGGCACCAAUUCGUUGGAACGGUCAAACUCUGCUGAUGCAGAUACUGAUGAUGAUGAUGAUGAAAACAAUACUCGUCGCUUCAAUUUCAGGUCUAGGAGGCGAAAAUAG